Messenger RNA from Olea europaea var. sylvestris, 1445 nucleotides. Its product is annotated as NADH-ubiquinone oxidoreductase chain 1-like. The record is from RefSeq and is a predicted model, not a curated record. Lineage: Eukaryota; Viridiplantae; Streptophyta; Magnoliopsida; Lamiales; Oleaceae. Gene Ontology annotation, cellular component: membrane. The transcript has 4 exons. Bases 1 to 408 code for a protein of 135 amino acids.
AUGACAAUUAGGUCAUACUAUAUAAUCACAAAGCUGGGAGUCAGCCAUAGCCAUCAUAAUUUAGCCCACAAGAAGUUACAACCCAUUGCUGUUUCUCCAUUUGUCAUGUGGUUUGGCCAUGUCAGUACCAUCAACGAUCAUUUUCAAAGUUACUUUCUAAGGGCCAUUUCUUCGGGAUCUGUUCUUAUAGUAUCUGGUUGUAAUUUCAAGGCUUGUUUUCUACUUUUUAGAAUGGUUCUAGUGGCUACAUUUAUGUUAAGUCUGGUCGUUCAAGCUGCUGUACCAUUUAACUAUGGUAUGAUAUUGUCAGAUCCGAACAUAGGACUACUUUAUUUGUUUGCCAUAUCUUCGCUAGGUGUAUAUGGAAUUAUAAUAGCAUGUCGGUCUUGUAUCCUCGAACUCAACUAGCAUUUUUCAUAUAAGCAUCAAUGUUUUAUCUGAUUCUAGCAUAAUCAAGAUUCAUCUAUGCCCAUGGGACUAAUCUUCCAUGUUUGGCCAAAUAUCUGGAGGAAUUUUAGAAUUGAUUUCGCCAUUGCUGUCUGAAACUCUCCCAAUCUGCAUGGAGAUUAAAAUUUAAAAGGAAGCAUUGCAUAUUCUUUAACAUAUGAAAAAUUAUCGUAAGUUCCUAUUUUUGUAAAGUAUCCUUGUCUUUGGGAAAAAAAAUGGCAUGACGAAUCUCUUGGGAAGUUUUUAUAUUUUUGAGCUUCAAAGAAAAUCCUUUAAAACUAUUCUAAAAACUUGCGAGAAUACUCAUGACUUUUUGAUCCCUCCUGAAUGACAAAAAUAUGUUUGUGUUUUGUUCAUGUUGAAAUUAAUUGGUUAUACUUAAGUUCCUAGCCUAUACCAUAAGAAGUAUAACAACUCUUUUGAAAAAGAACUUGGAGAUUGAUAGGUUAAAUAUGGAAGAAAACCUAGGCCUCUUAAAGUUUGAAUUCCAGUUUUAGUAAUUACCAAUGACCGGUAUUUAAGUAUCAGUUCUUUGGUUCUGAAAUGAAGAGUCCUGGUUCCGUGGAGAGAAUGAAGUUCUAGAGGAAGAUUGUUGACGAUUCAUCAUCUAAGCAAUGGGAAUAUGGAUAGAAUUGACAUGUGAUAAUUUUGGUCGUGAGGGAAGAUUUUUAUGUGUUCUACAUUAAAGUCAAAAUUCGAAAACUAUUCAGCCCAUCGGAGAAGUUGAGUUGGAACUUGUUUAUUUUUUAAGGUCAUCAUGUUUGGAAAUGCAGACAUGUUCAUUUCUAUAAAUAAUUUGUCAACAGUAGGAACUUUUCAAUAUCUCUUUUGAUUGCAAGAAUUUCUUUGAAAGUGGAAUGGUAACGGUGUUAUGAAUCUAGGAAUGUCCCAUAUUUGUAACUGCAUACUCUUCUACUUCCGAUUUUCUCUUCAAUCAAAAUUGUUGCCUAAAUUUGUUUUAUUUUCCAUCAUUGAGAAGGCUGGAAAUCAACUCAUUU